Messenger RNA from Schistosoma bovis, 6261 nucleotides. The record is from the annotation of a GenBank genome assembly. NCBI's taxonomy places the organism in Eukaryota, Metazoa, Platyhelminthes, Trematoda, Strigeidida, Schistosomatidae.
AAAGACAAUCGUUGACUCCUUACGGCGGUUCACAAAAUAAAACUACUUUGUCUUUCAUAUCGAUUUUACAUCUGGCAUUUUGUUUAAAUUUCUUAAUCUGUCCUUGACAUCAAUAAGCGCUCCCCCAGGUUGUUUCGUUUUCUUCGUUACUGGCUCGACGUGUGGCUACCUAAUGGCGUCGGCUAGUGAUCUUUUAUCAACCUUCAAGAAGGAUUUGGAGAAUCUCAAAGACAAUGAUAAAUACAAAAUAAAUGCUUUGACUAUCUUUGCGCGCGAUCAUAAAGAUACCAUUGGGGUUGCUCAGAGCAUUGUGGAUCUUACCCUUAAGCAUGUUCAAAUGAUACCGGCAGGAUUGAAGCUACUUGGCUUGUACGUAAUCGACUCAAUAGUUAAAAACGUAGGUACACCCUACAGAAAGUUGUAUACCGUGGAUAUUGUUGAUGCCUUUGUGCAUUCUUUUCAAUCGAUACGAGAUGAGAAGGGGCGGUUGAAACUGUACAAUUUGAGGACAACAUGGAAAGAUAUAUUUCCAAAUUCUAGGAUGUAUGAAUUGGAUAUUCGAGUGCGUGAGCAUGAUCCAGCUUGGCCUCUUUUAGCCAGCGCUCCUGAAGCGAAAGCUGCGUUUAGAUCUUUACCAAAUGUCCCAAAAAUACAAGCUAAAACGGAACCUGUGGUAGUUAGUGUAAAGCAGGAAGCGAAGGAAACUUCUUUGACAACGAAAACCGUCAUCUCAGCUUCACGUGAUCCGCGGCUUAAUCGGAAACGAAAGUCACCCCAAGAAUCUCAUUCAUCUGAAGAGUACCUUAUCGAUCGUUCAGGAGAUCAAAAUAUGGAGUCAGUUGCUCGAAAACAAGGUAAACAGGCGGAUGCUAGUGAGUUAUCUAAGAAGGUUAUGUUGUUCGGUGGUGAGGACUGUGAUAUGCGUUCACAAAACACAGUACCACCUUCUCCCGCUAGAUCAUCAGGUUGGUCAGAUUACAUUGGAAAGCAUAGUGAAGUCUGUUCUCGACGAGAAACGAAAGACAUAGAUAUGCGUUUUGCUCCGUCAGACCCUCCACUUGCCUGUUCUCCAAGUUUCAGUAUUUCUGAGAAGAUAUCGAAAGGACCAUUAGAUGUGUUAGCUAUUAAUAAACCUGACGCCGUAACACCAAUACCUCCUGUGUCCAGGUUCGACACAGAAGAACGCCUUCCACCGAGUGAAGUACAGUCUGGAAAAAGUUUUGGUAAUUGUAAUCCAGACAUAAAAUUACGUCCUGAGAUUUUAAAAUCUGAAAAUAUUCCACCUCGAUACUCCAAAGUAGAUAAUUUCGUCCCAGUGAAGGAACAUCAUCCACCACCUCGCAUUGCAGAUUUCCCCAGAGAUAGACCACAGUUAAAUUCAUCCUUCCAGCCACCUGCAAUCCCACCUAUCCGUGGGCCACCGAUUCGUGGUCCUGUAUGGAGUGUUGAGAUCAAUGGAUUUCCAGACAUGGUUAAUAUUGGCGUCGAUCCACGAAUGCUUAGUCUUGUAACUCAUCCCAAGCCACCAAGACGGAUAACUAUUGAUGGUCAACAGUUCACACUGUUAUUAGAUAGAGUUCAACCAUUAAUAGCAAUUGGGGAUCGCAUACAUGCUGUACGAUUCCGGUGUGAGUUUGCUACUAUUGUUAUUGAUGGUCAUUGCUUCAACAUUCCUGGCACAGGUUUUACUCGUGUUUCCAUUGGACCUAGAUUCUAUGUGGCAUACCUAGGUGGUCCGGGUCAUGAACUUGUUAUCGAUGGUCGUCCACACACUGUCCCUACAACAUCCCACCUAACUUUCAUAAAUGUCGGUCUUCAUUCAGUCGGUGUAAAAUUUGUUGGAAACGUGCCAAGGAAUGUUAAUGUCUUACCACCUAUUCCUCCUCGUCUACUCAAGUGGGCAGGUCAAGGUUUGUUUGGUUCACCUAAAAAUCUGUUUAUGGCACCACUCAACCCUAUCAAGGAACUUGCACGCCUCGCUGAACAUGGAUAUAGUUCAAGAAACCAUGCUUCUUUUGUAAACAGACCUGUAGGCAAUGGAAAGCGACCGUCACCUAUGCAUCCUACAGAUGCUCCAAAUAGCAGUAACCAAAGUAAUGGACAAAAAUUACCAGAGUUUGCGAACCCUGAUAUCAGUAGUAAGAGCGAAAAACCUUUACCAAACAAAGAUGAGAGCUCAUCGAAUACAAGUACUCCGCUUAACAUAGAUGUGCAUGAGUUAUUCAAAAAGUUGGUUAAAGCUGGUAUAGUGCCCAGUACAGAACAUGAAAAGAAACCAGAACCUCCUGAGCUAGGGAGCUACAGCUGGGAGCGUUUUAAGAAUCCAUUCGCUGUUGAGAUUGACGAAUUAUAUAAUGGUCACCAAUGUGGUCAGUGUGGUCUGCGUUUCCAAAGUGACCUUUCACCGGAGUUUGCAAAGCACCUUGAUUACCAUUAUAUGAAGAAUUCAAGUUAUGGACAAGAACGACGCAGUCGUAACUUCUAUCAACCAUUACAGUAUUGGUUAAUUAGUGAAAUGACACGAGAGGGCGCCCCUCAAUUCGAGCCUGGUAGUCCGAUCCACGAUUUACAAGAGUACAAAUGCACAGCAUUCGCGGAUCCAUCGAAAAAUGUCACACUCUGGAUAACAUUUCUGCCUUUAUGGAAUCCCACUAGACAAUAGAGACUAUAGAACUUGACAAAGUAGUAACUACUUGGAUAAGUGCCAGAAUGCGUUGUAGAGCCGUAAAGAGAUAUAUGCAGGUAUGAACCAGAAAAAGGAUUCGAGUAUUAUCAGCUUCUCGUUGAAUACAGAUAAGUAAAAUAAUCGUGAAGAAUACCAUCCUAGGAUCUCACUACUUUUUUCGCUCGUGCACUUAAAUCUUAUUGCUUUUAAUAGUACCAGAAACGUACUAUUGAUGAAAUGAAUUUCAGACUGCCACGAAGUGCGCAUUUAGACCUUAUCGUAAUUCUGAUAUCUCGUAAGUGUCACUAGGUUAUCUGUUAGGUUUUCUCAUACUCAACAGUUUUAUAAAUAGUACUCCCUAAGUUACCCUAAACCUAAUAGAACACAUUUGACCCUGAUAAUCCUAUCGAAGCCUCUGGAUAAUUAUAGAUUUUACAAAAGAUUACUUUCUGCUCAGCAUUCCUAUGUUCUAAGAGUAUCGCGUUGUAUACAACUGAACUGUUAUUUAUUUAACAAUUCUUAAGACUGUCGUAAUAGUUCUAAAUAAAUUAUAUUCCCGGGUAACGGUGUUGGAAAAUUUUUAGUACCAAGACUUCUAUCGCUUUCUAAUAAGGCAGAUUAUAUAUUAUAAAAUACUAACAGUUACACUCAGUCGAAAUCUAGGGUUCAGCUCUAAGUAUUCUCUAGAAUGAUUCAAUGAUAUCUCUUGAAAUACGGUUAAUCAAUGGGCAAUCAGUAGUUCUAUGUUUAUCGUACCCAACGGUAUCUAGAACCAACACAUUUUAAAUUGCUGGUCACGAAACGCGAUUCUUACCUUCAAGUAACUUGAUACUCUGGUGGUUUACAUUUUACCGUUUACAAAUUUAUUGGUUGUUUUAAGCUUCUCAUGCGUUUUGUAAAUUGCGAUACCCAGCGUUCUAAUUUAUUGUCGUUUGUAGAUGCUUGGUUGGAAUGUAAUUGUAUUUCUCAGUUUUUAAAUUGAUCUUAAAAGUCGUAACUACACAAUUUUAAUUAGCUUCGCUUAGUUUUGGAGUUGAUAAAUUGUUCAUUUCCGUAGCUAGUUGUAUAAAUAGCGGAUAAUAUGGUAACUGCGUUUAUCUAUGUGUCAAUCGGUAUGUAUUAACUCCUUGGUUCAUAUAUGUGUAUGGAACGGUAGGUUGUCACUGCUGUGAAGUCCGCGAUAAGCGUAAACAAUUUCUGUUAAUGUUAGUUUUCUCUCAAGAAGGCUGCCAUUAGAAGACGUUCUUUCAUCCUAAUUGUUAUCUUCCCUAAAAAAGAAAACUUGGACAAGCACUGAGGUUUGGUUUAUAAAUCCGAGUGGAAAUGACUUCGAUCUUUCCUGUGUGUGCAGCUGACAAAUUUCGUUUCAGAAACUUUUUGUGGUGAUUUAUAAUUUUAUUCUUAGCAGACCAGGCGAUAGCCUGGUCCAAUAUGGCACCAAGAAAUCAUUACGCUUGCGGUAUGUACUUCGGAAGUUUAUCCAGAUAAAAAAUCAUGGGGAGGGGUGUGGCUUUAUGACUCCAUUUCCUUUAACCCUUUCUUCAGUAUUUCGCAAAUUUUAUUUAGGAACUGAAGAAAUGCUCAAGAGUACUUUGUAUGCCAGCCAUUUUGGUUGAUAACACUCGUCUUUGCAAACAAGGUCAAUAGACUUAGUUGACAAACCAAAUCACAUUACAUAGAAUCCAGUAGUUACAUAUUUCUGCUUCCUAUGAUUAACAUGUUAGUAAUGCGCUUUUAGUGACUAGGAUUAUUUAUCUCACAUGCUAGUUUUAAAUGUAUUACUCAAAAUUUUCUGAUGUUUUAAGUUAUUUUUUGGAAAUAUAUUAGUGCCCAGUUUACAUUGCGAUCGCUGUAACUAAUACAGAGAUUCAUUUUAAAUUUGGAUAACCAAAAGCUAGCGAUCAUUUUGUUAGCUCUUUUUAGAGCCAAAAUAAUGCUCAUAGGCGGUACCAUAUAGGUUUGAUGUACUAACCUGUAAUCAUAAUGUGUUGUAGAGGAUAAUUACAUAACUUGAUGUUGGAAAUAGAUGGAUACAAUUGAGUUAAAGCCAGUAACUCCUUAAACUCUUUAAAUACUGGCCCAUAUCUUUGGCUAAACUGCUAGCAAAAAGUGUACAACUUUGCUUAUCCGUCGACGUCGCUUGGAUUCACCUCGUUUGUGAUUUGGAAUGAACAUAGUUUACCUUGGUAAAUCUUCUAAGGCUGUUUUUGUAAACUCAGAAGGAUAUUAUUUAGGUUUUGGCGUUCGUAUCGAAUUGAUACGAUUUGGUGCUCUAAUUCAAAUAGUCUCAUCUUUCUAAAAAACAAGAUAAAGAAUUCCAGGAAUUCAUAUUACAGACAGAUACACUACGUGGGAUCUUGAAUAAAUAUUUAUUAGUUAAGAUUGCUAUACUUGCUGCUACAUGAACAAGUUCACAGGAGUAGAAAUAUAAUAUACGGCUGAUAGUGAAAUCUUGAAAUAAAUAAUUGGUAGAGAAAAGAAUAAAAUUGGUUACUAAAUCACGAGAACUAAGGAAACUAUCACAACAAUCCACUUAGUCAAUACGGUCUACUGAUUUACUGUCUUUUUUAGUACCAGUCGGAUUGUAACAUGUCUCACUUAAGAGAAUUGCAUCUGAAAAGUUUUAGUGUUAUUAUUCAAGGAGCUUGUAACACUGUAUUUAUUCGACAUUGCGAGACGGAUUUAUGUGAUUGAAGCACUUCAGGUCUAUUAGGGAGUUUUAAUUCAAGAAAACGAUUUCCAAAAACCUUAAUGCAGAAUGCGGUAACUAAGAGUAUGUUGAUUAAAAGUAAAAGAUUUGAACAGCUCUAUUGGAAACCAGUGGAUAUGGUUAGCGCAAUUUAUUGUAACCUCUGACUUCGUUUACGAAAUGCAAGUUAUCAGAGUUAAAUAAGUGACUAUAAUGUAUUCCCAGUGACUUCAAAAGAGAUAAUUACGUGUAGUGAUGAUCAAUUAUGAGUUGAAGAAUAUUAAUAUACAUAUCUCAGAGCGUGUGAUUCGACGUAAGCCAAAAAAGAAUAAAGUCGUCACGCAUUUGCAAUUGCUUUAGGAGGAUUUAGGGGACUGAGUAAUCGUUUCCUGUACAGAUACUAUCAUUGAAUCGUUGAGAUCAGUAGUAAUAAACGACAGAAUAAGCUCUAUCCCUAGUCUACACUUCCUAAUUAUUUCCUGUCAAGAAAUGUAUUCGGCUCAUCAAUAAUUACCUUAACUAAUGGGAUAUCACCGAUAACCUCAAUGGUAUUUCUCGCCACCUGAGUAUUUUCUAACCGGAUUUUAAUCUUGAACGAUAUAUGUAAGUGUAGACGAUAGUCAGGUACCCAUAACAUGUAACGACCAUCAGUGAAGGUUAACUGUCCUCUUCAUUUAGUGUUUUACUUAUAUGAUCAGUUUUACUGUCAUAUCAAUCCCAAAAUACGUGACCACUUCUUUGAAAGCAUACAGGACUGAAUAUUAGCGACACGCCCCCUGUCUUUCACGAUGUUUUAUUCAUUUAUUUAUUUUAACACAUAGAUAUUGGUACAAGGAGGCACCAGAUACAUAUGCGCCACACAAAUCUCAUUUGAUAUGUGUGAGGGCUGUGAUACUGCCCGGGUGCC